AGGAGUCUGAAGUGUCAUCUGCUGCAAAAAGCUGAAAUUAUGGAUGACAAGUGAGACAGCAGCGUUUGCAUUCUCAACCUGAUGCAGAGGGUCUGAAUUACCAGUGGGAAAGCAAAGACAAUAUAACGGUUUUCAUAUUUCAUGAGUGAAUUACAGCUAGGACUUGUACUUACCACAGCAGAAUACUCAGGUUUGUGAACCAAUGCAGGUCAGUUAUUUAGGCAAUACGUGGAAAAUCUGUUUUGGUUCUUGGACUGAGAACUUGAAACUCAUUUCAUAAGUGAAAGGUUUUGGCAAAGCAAUUCUCACUAAAGGAGGGAAUUUCAAGCACCUUCAUAAAUGCAGUGCUGGAUGUCUGCCUCUACUGACAUUCUAUUUUUUUCUUUUCCUGCCAGAAGUCUUUUAUUUUCUAAAAAUAUUUACUUGACUCUGCAUAUCGCUGCCUAAUCUAAAGAUGGAUAAUCAAGUGCUGAUUUUAAAAUCCCAACUGGUUCAGGAUAUAAGAAUGACUUUUAAAACAUUGCUAAAAUGAUCUGUUUGGAACAAAUUUUCUAAAUGAUUAUGCUCUUCUGGCUGGUUUCUACACUACCAACCCCCCACUCCCUCCCCCUAUAACCACUGCUGCCAUCCUAAUCUUCUAGACCAUUUAGUGCCCUCCUCUUAUCCUAAGUAAAAUACAAUUGCUGGCUCCGAUAUUCAUUAGGUGAUAAUCCAGAUUAAUUCAGACUUUGAUGUAGAAACAAGUCCCAUUUCAGCUGCCAAGAAAUCCAGAUCGCCCCAUGGAAAAUGCACACACACAUGCACGUACACACACCCGCACGCAGUAUGUAGAAUGCCUUAAAGAAACUGUAGCUAACCACCUUAUUAGUAUUCCUCCCUCCUCUGUGUUUCACUUGCAGCAACAGAGGGCUGAGCAAAAUGCAGUAGAACAGGGACAGAGACAGAGCUGGCAAUCAUCUCGGUGCAGGCUGCUGAAUGUAGGGGGUGGGGGGGAUGCAGCAAAGCAAGAUUAAUAACCUUGCCAUAAUCCUGUGCACCCUGGAAGGAGAUACCUCCGGUGACUGAGCGGCUCUUGUCUUGAUUAAUUGGACUGAGUGAAUGAGUGGCUGGCAAUCCACCUGGUUUGGAGGCGACCCCCUGGUUUUGCUGCUCUCUGAAUCCUCUACCCAUCUGGGAAGGUAACAGUGAGACAUACCAUCUGCAGCACACACAGCAGCUAUUGGAGGCUACUACUGACAGUUUGCACUACAGUUUUUUGGUGAGCAAGAAGCCAGGUAUAUUGUACAGUAGGAUAUUUCUGUGCUCAAGCUACUGAAUUUCACAAUCUGGUCCUUCAGCAACCCCCUACGCUCCCUUUCCAAUUGCCUCUGAGUUCUGGGUUUACUUUUGGCAUAAUCUUCUGGACACGUUUUGCUGGGGAUGGAAGUGCAGUAAAUGGAACCUCUGAAAACUAAUUGUUUUGCUUGCGGGUGACUCGAGAAAUAAAAAAGCUAGAAGAAUCACAUCCACUUGGAGGAAUUUAAAUUUCUCUCUGAGAAGUUUAUAGAGGGACUGUACUAAAGAAAUGAAUUCCUUUAUUGCAAGAAAUUGUGAUUAUUUAUUGAUUCAGAAAGAAAACAGACUGAUGUUCUCUUGGGUCUUCUGAACAACAUGAGAUAUUUGAAAACCUACCGGAGUGGAAAACUACAAACUAAAGAAAACUUCCUUCUCUACUGAAAUAACUGAGUCAGAAGGAAUCCCUGUCACUGACUUCUUUCCAGAAUUGUCUAAAUAGAAGACGCCUCUCAAAACAAUUUGGAAAUUAGGAAGUUGAGAUCACCUAUUUUGACGCAAAUCACUAAACAGUCACCAGCAGCACAAGUCUAGCAGACAGGAACAGCAAAACCUUCUGACAUUCAGUAAACCCCAUAAGAGGUCUCCAGAGGGAUUGCUUCUAGGAGUUGAACCAUAACCUUUUUCUCUAUGAGCAUCACAGUCUUUGUCUCACUGCAAAAAAUGCUGGCCAGUGCUCUAAAUUUGCUGUUGCCUAUGACAUUGGCAUCUUUUCCUUGAGAGGUGUUUUUUUCCUGUUCACCACCAGAAGUAAUCCUUUUAACAAGAAACUCUUGCUGAGACCUUGAAGAUCGGAUGUGAUUCAGUAAGGUAGAGAGGCAGGCGUGGAGAGAAUCAAACAGCCCAUCUUGAGAUCAUGCAAAGACGCUGGAAAUACAAUUCCAGGCAGUUCUGGCUAUAACACUUUUGAUGCCCACAUCACUAGCAGCAGUUCUACAAGCACCAACGGGUGGAUGCUGUGGGGGGGUCCAGGCAGCUCUGUGGAACAGUCUCCAAUGGGCUAGUAGGAUGAGAAGGUCCAGGGGUAGUUUGGGAAACGAGGAGAAACAUCACCUCCCGAGACGGUAAACCUACUGAAAAGACAAUUCAAACUCCAGAAGGACCAACACCAAAUAAAUUAUGAAUGUUGAACAAGAUGACCUUACAUCCACAGCAGAUAAUGAUAGGUCCUAGGUUUAACAGGGCCCUAUUUGACCCCCUGCUUGUGGUGCUGUUGGCUCUUCAGCUUCUUGUGGUGGCUGGUCUAGUGAGGGCUCAAACUUGCCCUUCUGUCUGCUCCUGCAGCAACCAGUUCAGUAAAGUGAUUUGUGUACGGAAAAAUCUUAGAGACGUGCCAGACGGCAUCUCCACCAACACCCGGCUACUCAAUCUCCAUGAGAACCAGAUUCAGAUCAUUAAAGUUAAUAGCUUCAAGCAUCUGAGGCACCUAGAAAUCCUGCAGCUCAGCAGGAAUCACAUCAGAACAAUUGAAAUAGGGGCUUUCAAUGGUCUGGCCAAUCUCAACACUUUGGAACUCUUUGACAAUCGUCUGACCACUAUCCCAAAUGGGGCUUUUGUAUACCUAUCAAAACUGAAGGAACUGUGGUUGAGAAAUAACCCCAUUGAGAGCAUCCCUUCUUAUGCUUUUAACAGAAUCCCUUCCCUCCGGAGGUUGGAUUUGGGGGAAUUGAAAAGGCUUUCAUACAUCUCAGAAGGUGCCUUUGAAGGUCUGUCCAACUUGAGGUAUUUGAACCUUGCCAUGUGCAAUCUUCGAGAGAUUCCUAACCUUACUCCGCUUGUAAAACUGGAUGAGUUAGAUCUUUCUGGGAAUCACCUGACUGCCAUCCGGCCAGGUUCUUUCCAAGGGUUGAUGCAUCUUCAGAAAUUGUGGAUGAUACAGUCCCAGAUUCAAGUGAUAGAAAGGAAUGCUUUUGAUAACCUUCAGUCACUUGUAGAGAUCAACCUGGCACACAACAAUCUAACACUACUGCCUCAUGACCUGUUCACACCGCUCCGCCUAGAAAGGAUCCACUUGCAUCACAAUCCUUGGAACUGCAACUGUGAUAUCCUUUGGCUCAGCUGGUGGAUUAAAGACAAGGCACCCUCCAACACUGCAUGCUGUGCCCGUUGCCACACUCCCCCCAGUUUAAAAGGAAGGUACAUUGGUGAGCUGGACCUGAAUUACUUCACAUGUUAUGCUCCAGUCAUAGUGGAGCCACCAGCAGACCUCAACGUCACAGAAGGCAUGGCUGCAGAGAUGAAAUGCCGGGCAUCGACCUCCCUGACCUCUGUAUCUUGGAUUACUCCAAAUGGAUCUGUAAUGACGCAUGGGGCAUACAGAGUUCGGAUUGCUGUGCUCAGUGAUGGCACGUUAAAUUUUACAAAGGUAACUGUGCAAGACACGGGUUUGUACACAUGCAUGGUGAGUAACUCUGUUGGGAAUACCACUGCUUCUGCCACACUGAAUGUGACCGCCCUGGAUAACCCUGGUUACACGUACUUUUCAACCGUCACGGUGGAGACUGUGGAACCUUCUCAGGAUGAGGCACAGACCACAGAGCAGGUUGGGCCCACACCAGUUACCAACUGGGAAACCAUUAACAUGACAACCUCACUCACUCCACAGAGCACAAGAUCAACAGAAAAAACGUUCACCAUUCCUGUGACGGACGCAAACAACGGGAUCCCAGGAAUAGAUGAGGUUAUGAAGACUACCAAAAUCAUAAUUGGUUGUUUUGUGGCUAUCACUCUCAUGGCAGCUGUGAUGCUGGUAAUUUUCUACAAAAUGAGGAAACAGCAUCACCGGCAGAACCAUCAUGCUCCAACACGGACUGUAGAGAUCAUUAAUGUGGAUGAUGAGCUUACAGGUGACACACCCAUAGAGAGUCAUUUGCCCAUGCCAGCAAUAGAGCAUGAGCACUUAAAUCACUAUAACUCUUAUAAAUCUCCUUUCAACCACACAACAACAGUUAACACAAUAAAUUCAAUACACAGUUCAGUGCAUGAACCGUUAUUGAUCCGAAUGAACUCGAAAGACAAUGUUCAAGAGACUCAAAUCUAAAACAUUUAUGACAUUAAGGGGUGGGGUGGGGGGACAACAAAAGAUGGUUUAUAAAACAAAUGACACAAAUGACUGGGCUAAAUCUACUGUUUCAAAAGUGUCUUUACAAAGAAAAAGAAAUUUAUUUAUUAAAAAUUCUAUUGUGAUCUAAAGCAGACAAAAUUAUGUGUAUUCCUCAGAACCUGUUUUUGCUGCAGUUAUUUACCCUCCUCGUUCCCGUUUUCCUGCCCAACCUACCCUGUCUCCCAUUUGCCAUAUUUUUCAUAGGAGAUCUUGAUUCCCUAAAAGAACUGAUCUAGGAAAUUUUGUAAGAAUUCUGUUACACUUUGGGAAUUUUUAUGGUGAAUUCUAGUGGUGAGAUUCGGUCUAUUUUGUCACUUUCUCUUUUUUCUUUUGUUCUCUCAUACCCUUUUUGAAAUUAUUCAACAGAGAAUGGAGUAAUAACAGUAACUUUGCAAGUGAGAAAAACAAGUAAACCUUUUUUCUCCAUGUAAUGAUUUGCUCUGUAUUUACCGAAAGCACCAUUCUGUGAAAAAAAAUGGAAAAAAAUAGUAAAAAAUACAAACCAAAAAUUAAUUUACUUGUGAAAGCCUAUAAAACCCAUGAUCUUUUAAGCAAUUCUAGAACCAGAAUUUGUAGUUCAAACACUAAACUAAGAUUAUAAAUAAAAUAUUGGUUUUUUUCUGUA
Molecule: messenger RNA, 5060 nt
Organism: Passer domesticus (house sparrow)
Lineage: Eukaryota; Metazoa; Chordata; Aves; Passeriformes; Passeridae
Gene: LRRC4C
Product: leucine rich repeat containing 4C
Exons: 8
Coding region: 2456-4372 (638 amino acids)
Biological process (GO): synaptic membrane adhesion; regulation of axonogenesis; modulation of chemical synaptic transmission
Cellular component (GO): plasma membrane; glutamatergic synapse; postsynaptic density membrane
Molecular function (GO): cell-cell adhesion mediator activity
Source: RefSeq, a predicted model, not a curated record